Messenger RNA from Habropoda laboriosa, 2109 nucleotides. It is a transcript of the gene Vha100-1, whose product is annotated as V-type proton ATPase 116 kDa subunit a. Gene Ontology annotation, biological process: vacuolar acidification; proton transmembrane transport. The transcript has 9 exons. The record is from RefSeq and is a predicted model, not a curated record. The annotation marks the transcript as partial. Lineage: Eukaryota; Metazoa; Arthropoda; Insecta; Hymenoptera; Apidae. Gene Ontology annotation, cellular component: plasma membrane; vacuolar proton-transporting V-type ATPase, V0 domain; vacuolar proton-transporting V-type ATPase complex. Gene Ontology annotation, molecular function: proton-transporting ATPase activity, rotational mechanism; ATPase binding.
GCUGAGCAUGGAGGUGUCGUGUCGCAGAUGGCAGACUCUAGCCGCGAGGAAGAACAAGUCAGUCUCUUGGGUGAAGAGGGCCUCCGCGCUGGCGGCCAGGCUCUCAAGCUCGGUUUCGUCGCAGGAGUUAUCCUAAGAGAACGUAUUCCAGCAUUUGAACGCAUGCUCUGGCGCGCAUGUCGUGGCAACGUAUUUUUACGUCAAGCGGAAAUUGAAACUCCCUUGGAAGAUCCAUCAACGGGGGAUCAAGUGUUCAAAUCUGUGUUUAUCAUAUUCUUCCAAGGAGAUCAGUUGAAAACUCGAGUGAAAAAGAUCUGUGAAGGAUUUCGAGCUACUUUAUAUCCUUGUCCUGAAGCACCUGCUGAUCGUCGUGAGAUGGCUAUGGGAGUUAUGACUCGAAUCGAAGAUUUAAACACAGUUCUCGGACAAACUCAGGAUCAUCGACAUCGUGUUUUAGUAGCUGCUGCAAAAAAUAUCAAAAAUUGGUUUGUGAAAGUCCGUAAAAUAAAAGCAAUUUAUCACACCCUGAAUUUGUUCAAUUUGGAUGUUACACAGAAGUGUUUAAUUGCUGAAUGCUGGGUUCCUGUUCUAGACAUUGAAAUAAUUCAGUUAGCAUUACGUCGCGGAACUGAACGUAGCGGCAGUUCGGUACCGCCAAUCUUGAAUCGUAUGGAAACUUUUGAAGAUCCACCUACCUACAAUCGAACAAAUAAGUUUACUAAAGGCUUUCAGGCUUUAAUAGAUGCAUAUGGAGUAGCUUCAUACAGAGAAAUGAAUCCAGCUCCUUACACUAUAAUAACAUUUCCAUUUUUAUUUGCUGUUAUGUUUGGAGACACUGGUCAUGGUUUACUCAUGUUCCUCUUCGGUGGGUGGAUGGUGUUAAAAGAAAAACCACUGGCUGCAAAGAAAUCUGAUAAUGAAAUUUGGAAUAUAUUCUUCGGUGGACGAUAUAUAAUAUUUUUAAUGGGUUUAUUCUCAGUGUAUACUGGAUUUAUAUACAAUGACAUAUUUUCUAAAUCACUGAAUAUUUUUGGAUCAUAUUGGAGAGUCAAUUAUAAUUAUAGUACCAUCGAAGGACAAAAGGAGUUGCAGCUAAAUCCUAGCGACGUAAAUGAGUAUUUACAGGUUCCAUAUCCCAUUGGAAUGGAUCCUGUAUGGCAAUUGGCAGAGAAUAAAAUCAUCUUUUUAAAUUCAUAUAAAAUGAAGAUAUCUAUAAUUUUUGGAGUUAUACAUAUGUUAUUUGGUGUGAUGGUUGGAUUAUGGAAUCAUAUGUAUUUCAGAAGACAAAUUAACAUAAUUUGUGAAUUUAUCCCGCAAAUUAUAUUUUUAUUGUUCCUUUUCAUGUAUAUGGUAUUGCUUAUGUUCAUUAAAUGGAUAAAAUAUGGUCCCAAUAGCGAUGGCACAGAUCCACAGCAUGGACCUUCCUGUGCACCAUCAGUACUGAUUACAUUUAUUAAUAUGGUAUUAUUCAAUUCUGAAGUUCCACAAGGCAUUUGUAAACCUUGGAUGUAUGCUGGACAACAUGGAUUCCAAAACCUUCUUGUUGUCAUAGCUCUUCUCUGCAUUCCAUGGAUGUUAUUAGGAAAACCUGUUAUGAUGAUGUACAAUAGAAAGAAACAACAUCAUCAGUUAAAUAAUCAUGGAGCAGAAAAUGGAGAUGUAGAAGGUGGUGUUGAUGCAAUACAACCAACAAAUGGAAAUCAUAGAGAAGAGGAAGAGGAAAUGAGUGAAGUAUUUAUUCAUCAGGGUAUACAUACCAUUGAAUACGUGCUUGGUAGUGUAUCUCACACUGCGUCGUAUCUACGUUUAUGGGCCUUGUCUCUUGCCCAUGCCCAAUUAUCAGAGGUAUUAUGGAAUAUGGUAAUGCGAAAUGGAUUAACCCAGGAAGAUUGGUACGGUGGUAUUAUUUUGUGGGCCGUAUUUGCAUUUUGGUCCGUUUUAACUGUUGGUAUUCUGGUUCUUAUGGAAGGAUUAUCAGCUUUCUUGCAUACACUUCGACUUCAUUGGGUCGAGUUCCAAAGCAAAUUUUAUGCUGGGCAAGGAUACGGUUUUCAGCCAUUUUCCUUUGAAAUUAUUUUGGAUGCAGCACAAUCUACUGCAGAAGAUUAA